CUUUUCAGUUCGGGAAAAUGCCUUGCUGGCGCAGUUUCAUAGCAUUGAUCUGUCUCACGAUCAUAGUUGUUAUUAUAGCCAUUUGCCAAUCUUUUCAUACGAAUUUUCUAACAGUGGGCCGCAAUGGAACUUUAAGAUAUGAGCCCACUAAGUUGAAUCUUGGUCAGAUGCGAAGGAUCGCCGGACUCUCCGAUCCUGAAAAUCUGCGCAAGAAUGUGCAAAGGAUUGCGAUUAAGAGGGCAGUAGGCACACCGGGACAUUCUGAAGUGAGAAACUACAUAGUGGAUUACCUGAAGAAACUGAACUGGAACGUAGAGCUAGAUAUUUUCACGCAGAAAGUGCCUAUUAUGAGUAACGUAACCUUUCAUAAUAUUGUGGCUCGUCGGAAUCCUCAAGCUAAAAGAUACCUAAUGUUUGGUUGCCACUAUGACAGCAAGUAUUUCAAGGAUUUCGAUUUUAUGGCCGCCACGGAUUCAGCAGUUCCCUGUGCACUAAUGUUAAAUAUGGCUACAAUUUUGAGAAACCACUUGCUUCGCUCCGAGAUCAGUUUAAUGCUGGUCUUCUUCGACGGUGAGGAGGCAUUUGGAGAAUGGUCGCAGGAGGAUUCGCUAUAUGGCUCCAGACACUUGGCGGAGCUGUGGGAGAAGCACGGUUUCCUUGACAAGAUAGACCUCUUCGUGCUGCCGGAUCUAAUUGGAGCCAAGGAUGUGGUCUUCAAGAAAAACAUUCUCGAUACUUCAGGCUGGUUCCGCCGACUUGUCCAGCUGGAGCAGAAGCUAUUCCAGGCGGGCAUUCUGCGCUUGCAACGUCCACUCUUCAAGUUUGAGCCUGGUGUUGAUGUAGCUGAUGACCACCUGCCUUUCACGAGGCUCAACGUUCCGGUCAUACAUCUAAUAUCCAAUAGAUAUCCAGCAGUUUGGCAUCAAGCCGAGGAUGUGGAGAGGAACGUGGAUUAUAAUACAACGGAGCAAGUGGGUCUAGUUCUGCGAAUGUUUGUAAUGGAAUACCUAAAUUCAGCACCAUCUAUAUCCAAUACUGUUAACCAGUAACAAUAAAUAGAUGUCUUUAAAUACCUA
This is a messenger RNA of Drosophila simulans, 1076 nucleotides long. RefSeq names its product glutaminyl-peptide cyclotransferase. Gene Ontology annotation, molecular function: zinc ion binding; glutaminyl-peptide cyclotransferase activity. The coding region runs from base 18 to 1049 and encodes 343 amino acids. The transcript has a single exon. The record is from RefSeq and is a predicted model, not a curated record. Lineage: Eukaryota; Metazoa; Arthropoda; Insecta; Diptera; Drosophilidae.